AUGACUCUCAUUGCCAACUUGAAGAACAUGGUCCAACCUUUGGCUGCCUUCCAACAUGCUCAGUCCUUUGCUUCGUACCAGGGUGCGUCGUCUCUCCAGUCCAACAACGACGUAGAGUGUUGCCGUCGCCGAAGAAGAGUGAACAUCAACAUCUUUGUUGGAGGUGGCAAUUCCUGUGUUGGAUGUGGUGGUUUCGAUGGCUUCGAUGGCUUUGACUGA
Molecule: messenger RNA, 219 nt
Organism: Acytostelium subglobosum LB1
Lineage: Eukaryota; Evosea; Eumycetozoa; Acytosteliales; Acytosteliaceae
Exons: 2
Coding region: 1-219 (72 amino acids)
Source: RefSeq, a predicted model, not a curated record